AUGAAGGGCUCGACCUCGAAAUCUUCCAAAUCGUCAACUUCCAGUAAAAAGGCAACAUCAAAGAUCAAAUCCAAGUCUGGCAAACGAAAAUCUGCAAAGCAUAAGAAAUCAGAAAAGAAGAAGCCAAAGAGCAGCAAACCGUCAAAACCUAAAUCAAAGCCAGUUGCUGAAAAGUCUGCCAAAUCAGUCAAGGCGACUUCGAAGUCUGAAAAGGACAAGCAUUCAAAAUCAAAAUCUUCAACAAGUAAGUCUAAAAAGAGCAAGUCGACCACAGCUUCAAAGCCAACAUCAGCAAAGCCCAAAUCAUUAGCUGUCAAGUCGUCAAAAGCUGCUAAAUCGGAAAGUAGCAGCAAGAGCACAAAGGAGAAGGUCAAAUCCGCCACAGCUGACAGUGAUUCUAAAAAGGCAAAAACGGAAAAGACUGCUGCUUCUGACGCCUCUGCUAAAGGCGAUGAUAAGGAAGAAAAGGCGGCGGAGGGAAAAGACAACCACAGCAAUCUAGAUGGCGGCGUCAGCAAACAGGAAAUGGAGGCAGAAGCGGACGACGCUCAGGCGGAGAGUGACCAGGCGAAGGAGGAGGAGGCGGAACCGGAAAUGGACGAGGUCGCCAAGGAGGAGAUGGAGAAGGAGGAAGGAAAAGAUGGCGAAGGCAAAGUGGCGCCAGAUGGGAGCGUCGACGUGGAGGGAGUGGCUGAUGAGCAGGAGAUGCAGGCACCGGAGGAGGCCAAAGAGCAAGGCACACCCGAGGAGAUGGAAGCGCUGGAGGGACAGGGUGAGGACGUGAAUGCUGGCGCUGCGGAGGAGUUGGCUGCCGAGGCAGCUGCUGCUGAAGGUGAUGCUGAAGCCACCGGUGCCGAAGCUAAUGAUGGCAAAGCUGCUAAUGAUCCACCUGCCUAG
Rhagoletis zephyria (snowberry fruit fly) is the source of this 897-nucleotide messenger RNA. Lineage: Eukaryota; Metazoa; Arthropoda; Insecta; Diptera; Tephritidae. The record is from RefSeq and is a predicted model, not a curated record.